AACUAAAAAGUUGACAAAAAAAAAAGGAAAAAAAAAAGCAAAAGAAUCGGGAAGUUGAUGGAUGGAGGAGAGAUGGUGAACGAUUCAAUGGCAUAAAAUUCCGGCCAUCACUUGGCUCUCAAUACUAUUCAUCAUCUUUCACCUUUCAUUUGAUCACACUUGUUCUCACAUUUUUUUCCGAUUUUCGCUUAGGGUUUCCAAUUCUAAACAACAAUCUAAGGGUUUUUCUUGUUUGGAGGAAGAUGGCGGAUUGAAAGGGAAAGAAUUUGGUUUGUGUAGAAGAUUGUUUCCACGGUAGUAGUAGAUCUGAGGUUUUUGAUACUCACUCGGAGUAAAAAAUGAGCGCAUCGAGGUUCAUAAAGUGUGUGACCGUUGGUGACGGAGCUGUGGGUAAAACAUGUCUCCUCAUUUCUUACACCAGCAACACUUUCCCUACGGAUUAUGUUCCGACUGUUUUUGAUAACUUUAGCGCUAAUGUGGUUGUUAACGGAGCCACUGUCAACCUUGGCUUGUGGGAUACCGCUGGGCAGGAGGAUUAUAACAGGUUAAGACCAUUGAGUUACCGCGGUGCUGAUGUUUUCAUCUUAGCCUUCUCCCUCAUCAGUAAGGCUAGUUAUGAGAAUGUCUCCAAGAAGUGGAUCCCUGAGCUGACUCACUAUGCCCCUGGUGUCCCAAUUGUUCUUGUUGGUACCAAACUAGAUCUUAGGGAUGACAAACAGUUCUUCGUUGACCACCCUGGUGCUGUACCUAUUACCACUGCUCAGGGAGAGGAACUGAUGAAGCUAAUUGGAGCUCCUUCGUACAUCGAGUGCAGUUCAAAAUCACAGGAGGCAAGAAACAAAAAGACAAAAAAAAUUCCCUUUUCGAAAUUGUGUGUCGGCGCCUCACUGGCACUCAAGGCGGGUAUCAAAGCCGCUAUCUCCCUUAAUAUCAAAGACCUUGUCUGUCACUCAGACUCAAAAGGCUUGAUCAAUCUGAUCACAGGAAACACGUCUGUGAUUGCUCUCCAAGGAAUUCUCCAUGACAUCAGUGUGUUGAGUAAUUCCUUGUCGUCUAUCUCUUUUAAAUUUGUACCUCGGCGUUGUAACACGAUCACUGAUCGUCUGGCCAAAGAGGCUCUGUUUUCUGUAUCAAACUCUUCUUUGGGAAGAGAGAACCUUGUAGCUUAAGCUUUUAUAAAUGAAUGUUUGACCAAAAAAAAAAAAAAAAAAAAAAAAAAAAUUAUUUCCUGUUUC
Brassica napus (rape) is the source of this 1235-nucleotide messenger RNA. Its product is annotated as rac-like GTP-binding protein ARAC1. Gene Ontology annotation, molecular function: nucleic acid binding; RNA-DNA hybrid ribonuclease activity; GTPase activity. The record is from RefSeq and is a predicted model, not a curated record. The coding region runs from base 339 to 1169 and encodes 276 amino acids. NCBI's taxonomy places the organism in Eukaryota, Viridiplantae, Streptophyta, Magnoliopsida, Brassicales, Brassicaceae. Gene Ontology annotation, biological process: cortical cytoskeleton organization; regulation of cell shape; regulation of actin cytoskeleton organization. Gene Ontology annotation, cellular component: nucleus; cell cortex; plasma membrane. The transcript is spliced from 6 exons.